AUGGCCCCUUCUACUCCUACACCCAGCCCUUUCGCCGCCAUGAGGAACUUUGGUGGUAUGGUGUCAUCUGCUCUUUCUUUCGGCGACAGAUCUCGCCAAGUCUCCUCCCUCGGCCUCGGCACUCUCUCUCUGGGGGAGCCGUCUGGCGCUGCCCCGCCCCCUCGCUCCGCCUCUCCCUCCGCUGGUUCUCCCGUCCCCGUAACGGGUUCUCCUGGAGGGCCUCCUCCUGCCGCCACUCCUCGCCGUAGGACGCCCGCCUUUCGUCCUGGUGAGUCUCCGUCCUCCUCCGACCAGGACUCGCUCAGUGGGGGCUCGGAGUCGGGUGAUCGACCCGACACCGAAGAAAGUGAGGAUGAUGAUGAUGGGGAGGGUAGGAUCGAUAGUGAGGGUGAAAGCGAGUUAGAAGAAUACCCGGAUGAUGAUGUGGAGGUGAUUAGUGUAGAGGACAACAACGUAGAUAGUCCUGAGCGUGAGUUCUUCGUCCAACCCCUCACACCUUCGCCGAACUUGGCCUUGUUUAUCUGUUCUUUAGCUCUCCAAGACAUUGCUAACUCGCAGCCGGUCCUGCCCCUCCCCCUGCUCAAAUUGUGGGCCAGAAACGACGCCGUUCCCUCUCUUCUUCUUCUUCUUCCUCUUCUUCUUCUUCCUCUUCUUCUUCCUCUUCCGGGGUUCUCCCCCCCCCCCAACGCCAUCGCCGCUGCCGCCGCUGCUGGUCCUGCUGCCGCCGCCCCCGUCGCUGCUCCCCCCCCUUCUCCCAGAGGGGAGCCUUCGCCCAAACGGGUGAAGAGAUCACUGCGGGAAGAAGAGUACUUGUGGGAGAAGAUGAAGUCCGAGCCUGGUCGUUGGAUCGCGGUUGGUGUUGACGAAGCGUGUGAUCGUUGCCGACGUGAGAUUAUCACGUAUAAUCGUCCAAACUGGCCCUGCCUCAAGGCAGUCAGGCCACACAACAAGGCCCUCCGUUGUGCUUCAUGCACGUCUGGCCCCUGCUCCUUCUGUCCCGUUUCCUCUGCCCGGGACAUCCCGCCCCGUCCCUCCGACUCUUCGCCCUUCCCCCCUCCUCAGACUCCAGCGUCUGCCCCCCGUUCGCGGGUACCUCCUUCGUCUCUCCGGUCGGUUCGCCGUACUUCGCCGGACCUCCGCCCGUCGCCUCCGUCGCCGUCGCCCUUCGCUCCUGUGGCCGGCCCAUCACGUCUCCCGGCUGUUCCUCCUUCGUCUUCUCGCCGUCCUUCGGUCUCUGCUCCUUCGGCCUCCCGUCCUUCGGCCUCUCGUCCUUCGGCGCCACGUCCGUCCUCUCCAGUGGUAGCUUCUCCUCCGGCUCACAGCACCCGAAGUCGGCGUCCUUCUGUUCCUCCGGCCACUUCGGCGGCCCCUCCCGUCACCCCUCCCUCUGCUUCCCAGAAGACACCGAAGUCUUCUUUAAAGAAAUCAAAAGGGAAAUCUAAAGAGAAGGAGGUUGCCUUCAAUGAUGGUGAUGUGGAAAAUGAAGAUACUCAGCGUGCUGGUCCCUCUGCUCCCCGUGCUGGUCCCUCUGCUCCCCGGUUGUCCCUCGUCCACCCUCGUAUCUCCCUGGACGUCCGUAUUCCUGAGGACGAAAAGGAAUUUGCCACUUAUCGUUCUCUCGUCCUCGGUCUCACUACUCAGCUUGAGGCCGCCCGAAAUGAUACAUCUCUCCUGCUUGACUUCUCUUCUCGUCAAGCUAACGCUUUAAACAAUCUUACUGCGGCGUUAGUAGAUGUAGUCAACACUGGGGCUCUGGACGACGAAGCAAGGACAAGGUUAGCGGACGUCUCUCGCCGAAGCCUUACUGAGAUAGCCGAUGUUCGCCGAAGACUGUUCGACACCCCCUUCCUAGUCACUCCUAUGGCGUAUGAGCCACCACCGUCCCUUGACUGGUUAGGUCGCCGUAGUAAUUCUCGUGUCCCAGCUUCCGCCCAGACUGCUCUCGACCUCCUCAGUCUUCCCUUCGAGUGUCUACGGACCAUACGUUCUCUGUGGAGGACCCCGAGCAUGCAAGCUGCUCGAGAUGUCCAGGACUUCGGUGACUUCUUUGGGGCUAUGAAUCGGGCAUGGAAUGCUUCUCUCUCUACUGCGUUCCCGUCUGAGACUCUCGAUCUACCUUCGGUCAUCGGUAGCCUCCACACCAAUCCCGCGGGACCGAGUAGAUCGAAGGAGAAAGGAAAAGGAAAAGGUAAGGGUAAGAGUAAGGACAAGUGA
Tremella mesenterica DSM 1558 is the source of this 2214-nucleotide messenger RNA. RefSeq lists its product as uncharacterized. The transcript is spliced from 3 exons. The record is from RefSeq and is a predicted model, not a curated record. Bases 1 to 2214 code for a protein of 737 amino acids. NCBI's taxonomy places the organism in Eukaryota, Fungi, Basidiomycota, Tremellomycetes, Tremellales, Tremellaceae.